GCAAGCUAGGAGCUAGCAAGCUAACAAAUAGCAGGUGGAUGUCUUUUCGUUCGGGGCUAUCUUUUAGCGUCAGUUUUAUACGUUUUUUUUAAAUCUUUUCCGUCAUUUGAGGUUGUUACGUCAGAGCGUUUAUCAGACGUCUUCCAGGUGUUCAGCCGCAGGUUAGCCGUCCUCUCCCGGUCCACGGAGACGCCUCUGCCCGGUGCUCUCUGGUCCGUCCUCUCCCGGUCCACGGAGCCGCCUGCUCGGUCGGCCGGUGCUCUCCGGUGUAGAAGUUACUCCAGAAAAAGGCAAAUGCCUAAAAAAGAGAAAGCGGUGAGAGCACAGCCGGCUGGUGGUGCAGCAGCAGAGGCGGAGGCGUCUUGUCCAGUGACCCAGGAUAAAAGUGGUGCUGUUACCAUAACGGUGCACGCGAAGCCCGGCUCCAAACACAGCAGCAUCACAGAAGUUGCUGCGGAGGCGGUGGCAGUUGCCAUCGCAGCACCUCCAGCCGACGGAGAAGCAAACACCGAGCUCAUUCGCUACCUGGCUGAAGUCCUGGAGCUGAAGAAGAGUCACAUAUCUCUUGACAAGGGCUCCAGGUCCAGAGACAAACUCAUCAGAGUGGACUCCUCCCUCAGUCCAGAGGAGGUGUUGAGGAGGCUCAGACAGGCUGCAGGAUGACAGGAAGGACGGAGGAGGUGGAUGGAGGCUGAAACAGGCUGCAGGCCCACAAGAGGACAGAGGAUGGAGGAGGUGGGAAGAGGCUACUAACCCCGGGCAGGACGUCCCUUCAUCCCUGGACCUGCUGGAGCUUCAGGCGGGAUGUCCACCGCUAUCAUGUCUGUUUGGUUAAAAGAGUGUCGGCUCAAAGUAAACACAUCGUGAAUCUCUAUGAUUAAAUCUGAACUUUUCUGUGUGAAGUUUUGUAUCCAGGAUUAGAUUUAAUUAAAGGUAAACCUGAAGUCCAACAAGAUUCAGAAAGGAAAUGACUUCUGUCACAUUUUAAUGAUGAAGAAAAACUUAAAUUAAUUUAAUAAAACUCAAGAAGGAAAUCUAAAAUGAGUAUUAAUACACAUUGUAUGUAAAAACACCUGUAGGCAGCAGGUGGCGCUGUGUCACUGCUCAUGUCGGCUGAGUGAAGAAGGAGCUGAUGAAGGAGACGCUGAACGGACUUCUGAAACUUUUCAUCACUGACUUCAUUUGCAGCAGCUAUGAAGGAGUUUAUCCUCCAACACAGAAGAUUUACUGAGCUUAUGAGGCUCCGCUGCUCGAAUGAAACCAAGUAUUUUACUGUCUGACUGAUAAUCUGAACUAAAUUUCAGAGGGAGAUAUUUUACUGCUACAAUUAUUUGACAGCUGAAGAUUCAAAUUGAAUACAAUUUAUUUAAUUAUUAUAGAUUAAAUGACCAAACAGCAGCUGCAUGUAGUAGAUAACCUAAGUUACACCUUUACAAAGCUUUUCACAUGUUCAUGCAUCUGUAAAUAUAAUUACACAGUUUAGGAGCCAUUCUGCUGUAUGAGUACUUUUGGCUGACAACACUUAGAUACUUGAGGUUUUUAAUGCAGGACUUUUAGCUGUAAUGAAGUACAUACAAAGUACAUGGAUAUAACACACGUACAAGUCAAAAACACCUGAAUGCCAUUAAUUGUGUUUAUUUAAUGAACAGAUGACCAAAAUAUUCGUGAAUUGUUCAUUUAUUCUCCCAAUUAAUUCUCUGUAUUUGUUGAAUUGUUUGCUUAAAAUUCAAAGUGUAUCAAUACACAACAACAUGUACAGUGUGUCCAACUCUGUCAGCAGGGGUGGACGAAGUAGUCCGAUCCUUCACUUUAGUAAAAGUAAUAA
Molecule: messenger RNA, 1825 nt
Organism: Chelmon rostratus (copperband butterflyfish)
Lineage: Eukaryota; Metazoa; Chordata; Actinopteri; Chaetodontiformes; Chaetodontidae
Gene: c6h15orf40
Product: chromosome 6 C15orf40 homolog
Exons: 4
Coding region: 295-663 (122 amino acids)
Cellular component (GO): cytoplasm
Source: RefSeq, a predicted model, not a curated record